AGUAAGGCGAAAUAUUUAAUAAUUAUGCUUACUUAUCUCAUUUUUACAAGUUUUUUUGUUCUUGCUGAAGCAACGAACGUCUGCCAAAAGCCUUCCAUGGUAUCGUUUUCCAGGAAACGACUUGUAGAACAUGUUAUCCGUAAAGUGACUGGCAACAACCAAAUGCAGUGUUACGCGGAGUGUGAAAACGAUCAGCGCUGUCAGAGCAUUAACUAUCUUUACGACACCAUGGCUUGUGAGCUGAAUAAUCGGACAAAGGACGCGAGACCGGACGAUCUUGUGGACUAUGAUAGCGGCUGGUAUAUGCAGAGGGAUAACAGAGUUGCCCUCGGAUCCAUCGAGGAGUUGCCAGGCAACACAUGUGAGGAGAUCAAAUCAAGCGAAUCAUGCGCUAGCAGCGGGUGGUAUUGGAUAGACAUAAGAAACACGGGAACCGCGUCGCUCAUGGUGUGUGACAUGGAGAUGGAAGAUAUCGAUGAGUGUGCGUCCGGAACUCACAAAUGUAACGCGAAAUCAACGUGCAACAACACAAAGGGCGGUUACAAUUGCACGUGUGUUUCAGCUCUCUAUGGCAAGAUUGAUCCGUAUAACUGCACGGAGCUGAAUUGUCAAUAUCACGCGUACAUGGGUUCUUCAAGUGGCAUUUUUGAUAUCAAGUACAACAACGAGACGAUAGGGAUUCAGUCGAUGCAAGUGUAUUGCCAAAUCGACCAGUCCACCCCCAGGGCCUGGCUUGUAUUCCAAAAACGACAAGACGGUAGCGUCGACUUCUAUCAAAACUGGACGGCCUACGAAACCGGUUUUGGUAGCCUGUCAAGUGAGUUUUGGCUUGGUCUGAUUAACAUUCACCGAUUGACCAAUCAGGGACAGACGACUCUCCGCGUGGAGGUAGAGGACUGGGAUGGGAACAUGCGGUACGCCGAGUACAGCGAUUUUUCUGUGGAUAGCGCAGCAAACAAAUACAAGCUGACAGCUAGCGGCUACACUGGAACUGCUGGCGACUCACUUGACUUCCACACCGGGAUGUGGUUCAGUACCCCGGAGCAGGAUAACGACCUCGCCCCAGUCAACUGCGCGGCCGAGGGCGGGGUUCGCGGAGGGUGGUGGUUUAACUACUGUGUAAAGAGUAAUUUGAAUGCCUUCUAUUAUGAGGGUGGUACGUGUCCAUUUACAUCCGGGAUAGUGUGGAGCUCGUGGAGAGGCCCCUCUUACUCUUACAAGCAAGUGAGAAUGAUGAUAUCUCAACAUUAG
Messenger RNA from Nematostella vectensis (starlet sea anemone), 1251 nucleotides. Its product is annotated as ficolin-2. Gene Ontology annotation, molecular function: calcium ion binding. The record is from RefSeq and is a predicted model, not a curated record. The coding region runs from base 25 to 1251 and encodes 408 amino acids. The transcript has 6 exons. Lineage: Eukaryota; Metazoa; Cnidaria; Anthozoa; Actiniaria; Edwardsiidae.